AUGUGUUCUGUAGACAACCCACGUAAUUGUGCCUACAGCAAGAAGCUUCGGAUGAGGCAUAAUCCUAACCUUUCCCGUUACUCCCUUUUCCUGCAGGGGAUGGAGGAAGAAUUCCAGUUCCUGUUGUGUGAGAAAUGCCACAGGGAACCCCAAGACCCCAAGCUCCUCUCCUGCCUCCAUACCCUGUGCUCCGAAUGCGUCGCGGAAUCCAAGCCCGUCGGCCACUGCCCGGUGUGCCGGGUUCCCGUCCCCCGCUUCCAGGACAACCUCCUCUUCACGCACCUGCAGGCCAACUUGACCACUUACCAGCAGAUCGCCGCCGGCAAAGGCUUGCUGUGUUCCCGUUGUAAAGUGGAAGCGGAGUUCUGGUGCUCCGAAUGCAAGGAGUUCCUCUGCGUGAGGUGCUAUGACGCCCAUCAGUGGUACUUGAAGCGGAACAGCCACGAGGCCCAGAAGAUCAGUGACGUGAAGGUGGAUUCGGCCACCAGGUUCCUGGCGGGGGCACAGAAAUCGUGCAUCCUCUUCUGCUCCAAUCCUGCCCACAGUAACCAGGGUCUGAUUUCAAACAUCUAUUGCCGCCAGUGCUGCAGGCCCCUGUGUUGUUCCUGUGCCGUCUUGGACGGCGAACACUCCAAAUCCUACUGUGAUAUCAGCGUGGAGAUCCAGCAGAGGAAAGAGGAGCUGGGGAAGAUGAGCGAGGAGCUGCGGGAGAAGGAGCAGUGCUACGAACAGACCUACGCCGACCUCCAGCAGCGGGCCCUGCAGCUGGAGUCGAUGUGGAAGGAGACCCAGGACCUGAUCCAGGAGAAAGUGGAGGAGAUGAUCCGGUGGAUCCGGCAGAAGGGGGACCAGUUACUGGAGGGCGCGGAGAAGCGCAUGCACAAGGAGCUUCAGGACGGCCAGGCAAACCUGCGGGACAUGGAGCGCAUGCUCGGCCGGAUGAGGACCGGCAAGCAGCUGGUGGAGAAGAUGAGCAGCUUCGCCUCUGACCAGGAGGUGAUGGACAUGCACCCGUUCAUCAAGCAGUCGCUGGAGGAGCUCAAGAGGGAGAGGAUGCCGAUGGCGGGGCAGAAGAUCCAGACGAUGAACUUUGAAGAGAUCAGAACGAAACUCUGGGCUUUCUGUAGGAAAGUGAUGGGGAUUAAAGAUGGGGCCUCCACCAGCUACGUGCCUUCUUCUGCUCAGGCGCACAACACGACCCCGUCCAUAACCAUCCUGAGGAAGCGACCUCUGGACCAGUGUGAAAAAUCCACCCAGGCCUCUCCCAAGAUGCCGAAGCACGAAGCCCAUGACAGCCAGGAGGGAGAAACCUCUGCCGGGCACAUCCAGGACGCGGCGAUUUGCCCUCCGUGCGCCCACGAAAUGUCCCUGGAGAGAGACCAGAGAGUCAUCAACAACUCGGACGACGCGGACCAAUCUUUCCUGGAGGUCUGCGAAUCGGAAGUCACCAGUAUAGUGAUCAGCAGUUCGGACGACACCGAUGCUGAGAACAUGGCACAAUUUGGGAUCCGUUCCUAUCAAUGCAAAGUGAUAACCCCUCUGCAAUGUGCCUCUUCGACUGAAGCAUCCUUAAAUGACUGGCCAGGACGAAGGCCGAAAACCCAGCAGCAGAGAGGAGAGCUAUUACUGGUGGAGGAAGAAGAGGUGUUUGUAGCGACGUAG
This is a messenger RNA of Euleptes europaea (tarantolino), 1662 nucleotides long. RefSeq names its product PML nuclear body scaffold (gene PML). NCBI's taxonomy places the organism in Eukaryota, Metazoa, Chordata, Lepidosauria, Squamata, Sphaerodactylidae. Gene Ontology annotation, molecular function: zinc ion binding; ubiquitin-protein transferase activity. The transcript has 6 exons. Gene Ontology annotation, cellular component: PML body; chromatin; nucleoplasm. The coding region runs from base 1 to 1662 and encodes 553 amino acids. Gene Ontology annotation, biological process: intrinsic apoptotic signaling pathway in response to DNA damage; positive regulation of DNA-templated transcription; PML body organization. The record is from RefSeq and is a predicted model, not a curated record.